AUGAGAAAGUUUUUGUAAAAUUUAAAGUCAGCUUCAAAUGUUUAAGGCACUAUAGCAAUUAAGAAUAGUAAAGGAGAAUGUUAAUUGCAUGACAUUACUCGUUUAAAAAAUAUAAAAGCAAAUGAGUUUUGUGUUUCAUGCGAAUUAGAAAUGUGCUACAUAUGUUCUCAUAAACAUAUUACUAAUCACUGCGAUGUUUCUUGGGGUGAGGAUUCUUACAAAAAAUAUAAUUUGGCACCAAAAAGCUAGAAAAAUAAAGAUUAUAAUUGUGGUCAUUUGGCUAAGUUACACUUACAGAAUCUGAAAUGUCCUUGUGGAAAGCCUAUAGAACAUGAAAUGAAUGCAGGAAUAUGUGCAGCUUGUAGCACAGCAACAUGUUCUAAAGAAUGCCAUGAUAAAUAUGCAAAGGAAGUAAAUGAAUGCACUUUCCAUCAUAAUUUUACUGUUGAUAUGCCUAACUAAACUCUGAGAUCUAUAUUAUUCAGAAAUGCUUACUAUUUAUUUGAUAAUGGAUAUGGAAUGGGAACUCCUAUUUCUAAAACUUCUAAAUUAUUUACAACUGGCUAUUUAAGCGAUAAAAGAGACAGUAUUUAUUUACAAAGAGGAUUCCGUAUUUAUGGUAAUCCUGCUGAAGAAACCUUACAUAAUUUAGAAGUAUUCAGUGAUGAUAAUAUAGAUUAUGUAACACAUACCGAUAGAGUUUGCUUAUGUUCUUGCAAUGUUUGUAAGCCAAGAAGUAUACAUUCAGUAGAAAAUUGUUCUAUCAGAUGCCAAUCUAAAGAAGCACUAAUUAAAUAAGAAGUCAAUAUGUCUUAAGGAGGUUUGUUUGACGAAUGUCACUGCACUUGUAAAUUUUGCUCAUCAGGAAUACUCAAGUUGACUCACAAUAGAGUUCAGUGUCUUUUCCACUGCUAAAACUCCUCUUUCCAAAUUAGCUAAGACUGA
This is a messenger RNA of Tetrahymena thermophila SB210, 945 nucleotides long. RefSeq lists its product as hypothetical. The record is from RefSeq and is a predicted model, not a curated record. The transcript has 4 exons. NCBI's taxonomy places the organism in Eukaryota, Ciliophora, Oligohymenophorea, Hymenostomatida, Tetrahymenidae.